AUGACAACAACUGACACCGUAUACCCCACAAAACAAAGGUUCCGCAGACUCUUUGAACUGCGUUCUUCUAUCGGAGCUGUCGGGAAGCAGUGGCACGAGAUCGUCUAUGCCGCGUAUGAGCUGCAGUUUGACAAGAGUACGAUGUCAGAAUUAGAUGAAACCGCAAAAGAUGCUUCCCGGAAGCUGUGGCAAUGCAUCACGCUUCUUGGCCACCUUCGCGUGUCCUAUGAGACUAUCAUUGAAGGCGCUUGGCACUUUGCGAUCUUCAAAAAGGUAAACAUUGUAGCCAACGAUGCGGGUGUCCUCGAGGAAGUGGCUCAUCAAUUGUCCUAUUCCCUGCCAUCAAUUUCGGCGUAA
Letharia columbiana is the source of this 357-nucleotide messenger RNA. RefSeq lists its product as uncharacterized. The record is from RefSeq and is a predicted model, not a curated record. The coding region runs from base 1 to 357 and encodes 118 amino acids. Lineage: Eukaryota; Fungi; Ascomycota; Lecanoromycetes; Lecanorales; Parmeliaceae. The transcript has a single exon.